Messenger RNA from Fukomys damarensis (Damara mole-rat), 2044 nucleotides. RefSeq names its product protein kinase C iota type-like. Gene Ontology annotation, molecular function: ATP binding; protein serine/threonine kinase activity. The record is from RefSeq and is a predicted model, not a curated record. Gene Ontology annotation, biological process: protein phosphorylation. NCBI's taxonomy places the organism in Eukaryota, Metazoa, Chordata, Mammalia, Rodentia, Bathyergidae.
AUGGAAAAGCUGAACUAUCGAAUGAAAAGUAACGCAGAAAUUACCAAUGCAGAAAAUAAUUACUUCAAGUAUGUAAUAAGCAACAAGAACAGUUCUGAGCAACAAGAUGGGAAAAUUGAACCUGUGUAUACAUGGAGGACUGGGAAGAGGAAGAGAGAAGGGAGAAAGAGAGCAAAAUUUAGAAGCUGUGAAAGUGAAAGAGGAACACUGGGCACAGCAGAGGAAGCAGGACCACAGUCUGGAGGCUGCUGUUGGGAGCCAGCGUGGGUGAAAGCUAACAGCAGAGGAACGCCGCAGGCCGCACUGCCGCAGCCACACGACUGUCACAGACACCCCAGGGAAGGUCUCCCCGGGAGUGACCACCAGACCUACCAAAGAAAAGGCCCCAGGGAAGUCUCCCUAAGCCCAAAUACCACCCGCACAGAAGCUGGGAAGAGCGCAGGGCAAGUAUCACCACGCCCAGAAACACCCAGUAGCUCUGGGCAGAUCUCCCCAGAGCCGGGCACAGAAAACCUAGAGAACCAAAGUCCAGGGGGAGAGACCAAAGUCACAGCCACCUGCCCCCCAGAGACACUUGGAAGCCUGGUGUACAUCCACCGCUGGAGAAAGCUGUAUUGCGCAAAUGGCCACGCUUUUCAAGCCAAAGGCUUCAGCAGGUGAGCUCACUGCGCUGUCUGCACAGACCGGGUAGGGGGCCUUGGCCACCAGGUGUAUAAGUGCACCCGCUGUAAACUCUCGGUGCACAAGAAGUGCCACCGACUUGUCACAGUUCACUGUGGGCAGCGUUCUCUACCAUCAGAGCCCAUGGUGCCAGUGGAUCCGUCAACCAUGGCCUCAGGCCCCGCACAGACAGCGAUCCCACAUAAUCUUUCAGGUCAGGAGGCUUUAGAACAAGUUGAUGAAGAGAAUGAGGCAGGGAACACUGGGGAAAGUGGCAAAAUUUCACCUGGUUUAGGUCUUCAGGACUUUGAUUUGCUCAGCGUGAUUGGCAGAGGAAGUUAUGGGAAAGUCCUAUUGGUUCAGCUGAAAAAAUCAGGUCGUAUGUAUGCGAUGAAAACAGUGAAAAAAGAGCUUGUCAACACUGACCGGGUAAGGACAGAGAAGCACGUUUUACAGCAGGCAUCUGAUUGUCCGUUUCUAGUUCGACUGCAUUCCUGCUUCCAGAUAGAAAGCAGACUGUUCUUUGUUCUAGACUAUGUGGAUGGGGGAGAUCUGAUGUUUCACAUGCAGCAACAAAGAACACUUCCGGAAGAACAUGCCAGGUUUUACUCUGCAGAAAUCAGUCUAGCAUUCAACUAUCUUCAUCAGUGAGGGAUACUGUACAGAAAUUUGAAGUUGGACAAUUAAUUACUGGACUCAGAAGGGCACAUUAAACUCACCGACUACUGCGUUUGUAAUGAAGGCUUAGAGCCAGGAGACACGACCAGCACUUUCUGUGGCACUCCUAAUUACCUGGCUCCAGAAAUUGUAAGAGGGGAAGAGUACGGCUGUGGUGUGGACUGGUGGACUCUUGGAGUGCUGCUGAUGUACAAGAUGAUGGUUGGAGAGUCUCCAUUCCAUCUUGUUGAGAGCUUUGCUAACCCUUAUGAAAACUCAAUCAAUUAUCUCUUACAAGUUAUUUUGGAAAGAGACAUUUUCAUACUCAUUGUCUUGUCUAUAAAAGCUGCGAGCGUCCUGGAGCGUUUUCUGAACAGGGACCCAGUAGAACGACUGGGUUGUCAUCCUCAUAGGGGAUUUUCUGAUGUUCAGAAACAUCCAUUCUUUCGCAGUAUUAACUGGGGGAUGAUGGAGCAAAAGCAGGUGGUGCCUUCCUUUAAACCAAAUAUGUCUGGGGGAUUCAGUCUGGACAACUUUGAUUCUUAAUUUACUAAUGAACCUGUCCGGCUCACCCCAGAUGAUAAUGACAUCGUGAGGAAGACUGAUGGAUGUGAAUUUGCAGGUUUUGAGUACAUCAAAAGUCUAGCCAUGUAUGAAGAAGAAUGGGUCUGAUCCUCAUUUUUCAAGUGUGCAUUGUUAUUGCUAUUUAAUGCACUGAAAAACUUGU